This is a messenger RNA of Talpa occidentalis (Iberian mole), 531 nucleotides long. RefSeq names its product 60S ribosomal protein L36a-like. Gene Ontology annotation, biological process: translation. Lineage: Eukaryota; Metazoa; Chordata; Mammalia; Eulipotyphla; Talpidae. Gene Ontology annotation, cellular component: ribosome; cytosolic large ribosomal subunit. Bases 28 to 531 code for a protein of 167 amino acids. The record is from RefSeq and is a predicted model, not a curated record. Gene Ontology annotation, molecular function: structural constituent of ribosome. The transcript has 2 exons.
UUCCGUGCCGAUAGCGCUCUCGCAAGCAUGGUGAACGUUCCUAAAACCCGAAGGACCUUCUGUAAGAAGUGUGGCAAGCAUCAGCCCCACAAAGUGACACAGUACAAGAAGGGCAAGGAUUCUCUCUAUGCCCAGGGAAAGCGGGGGUAUGACAGGAAGCAGAUUGGCUAUGGUGGACAGACUAAGCCAAUUUUCCAGAAAAAGGCUAAAACUACAAAGAAGAUUGUGCUGAGACUUGAAUGUGUUGAGCCCCACUGCAGAUCUAAGAGAAUGUUGGCUAUUAAGAGAUGCAAGCAUUUUGAAGUGGGAGGAGAUAAGAAGAGAAAGGGCCAGGUGAUCCAGUUCAAAGCUUCAUCUUUUAUUACAAAUAAAAUCUUGAGAAUUCUAAAGCUAUUAGGUGAGACAGAGCAGGAAGGAGGAAAUGCAGUGGACAGAGGAGGCUGUCAGAGCCAGCCAAGGAGGGUGAGAACGUCUAUGCGAAGAGGGCUGCCUCUUAGCACCAGGAACCAGUCUGAAGAGGGUGAAAAGUAG